AUGAUGGAAAGGCGCUACCGAAGAUCCAGCAGGGAGCGGCGCUCUUUGUUCGGCUCAGUGGCCGCGUCCCCGUGGGCGUGGUGCGGCCUUCUCUCGCUGUCGGCCCUGCUGGGGUACGUCAGCUACCGGUACUUCGGCCGCGCGGCGCGUCCGCGCGCCGCGUCCAGGAGGCGCCCCGGUCGCGGCGGCGCGGGCAAGGCGCACCCCGCGGAGGAGGGGGAGGGGCGGGCGGAGUCGUCCGCCAAGUCGUCCGUGGCCGUGCCGGGCAAGGGCUCUAGCGAGUCGCUGAUGCUGGACCAGCUCGCAUGGUGGCUGAACAUCGCGAAGGACCAGUUCGAGUCGAAGAGGUUCAAGGGCGCCCAGUACUACGCGCAGAAGGCGAUCGACGCGAUGAGGCAGAUUCCCGAGCUAGAGAGGAGCUUCAAGAUGUGCGAGAUGAUGUUCAUAUUGGCGUACACCUCCGCCGACCAGGACAAGUCCCGGUACCUGCGGGAGCUAUUAGAAAUUGACGAGCUUCUCCAGAGUUACAAGGGAGACAAGGAGCUGGAGAAGGAGUACUGCCUGCUGCAGGGGCGAGUGUGCGCCGCGUGCAGCGACGUGUACAUGGGUCUAAACGACUGGGAGAAGAGCGAGAAGUACAUAAGGAGGUCGAUUGAGACGUUUUCCAACGCGUUUAGCGAUUCCAGUUCUAGUUUGGCCAACUUGACGGUGCAAUAUUACCAGUUGUCGAUAGUGCAGACGCGUCUCCGCGACUACGAGGCCGCGAUGCGGUCGGUCGUCGAGGCGCAGAGCUGCUUCAAAGAGUCGAAGCUGCCCGAGAACAUGUUGUCGGCGAUAGUUCGCCAGAGAGCCGACGUUUUGGUCGCGCUGGGUAGUUACGAUGAGGCCAAGUCCUUGAUUAUGUCCCACAUGGAAAAGAUGGAGGAGGUGUUGCCAUCCGAGUCGUACUCUCCGUCGGAGUCCUCCCAGGACAUCUCCAUGAACAUGCUCUACUUGGCUAGACUUUAUUAUGACUUGGGCGACUACGCUGAGUCCGCCUCGCUUCUGAGAAAGGCCCUCGACGCCUACGCCAGUCCGACGGUCCUCGCGUUCUUGGCGACCGCCCUGUUCGACUUGGGGCGCAACGACGAGGCUGCGGAGAUGCAAGACCGCAUCAAGAGCCUCGCCUCUGGGAGCAACUUACCUCUGACUAUUUCCAAGUGUCUCAGGACUGUGUCGUGCUCGGUCAGUCGCAAGGACAGCACUUCUCCUUAUAUUUAUCGACUCGUCCUCGAAAUCAGACAUCACAUUUCCGAUACGACUUCCAUGAAGCUGAAUCCCGGCAAUUACCUCGAAAUCAUCGUUCGCCCCCACCUCUCGAAGGACGGCGUCCCCAGCUCCAAGCUCCCGUCUCCCCCGCCCAUCCGCGGCUACACCGUCUCCGGAAACGAACGCAACGACGCGAUCAAGCUCAAGGGCUUCGUGUCCCACUCCGACCAAGUCCAGUUCUACGAACUCGUCGUCGUCUGCUACACCGACUCCCAGAAGAAGGAGAAACUCGGCGCCCACCACCAACUCUGCAGGCUCUCCGAGCUCACCCUCCAGCAAAAGCGCAUCUACCUCCAAAUGCUCUCCGACAAGUCCGGCCACUCUCUCGCCGACAGGGAAAGCGACGACUCGGACUUCCUCGAACCCCCCGUCUCCUACACCUCCAAGCACCUCGACGACACCAUCGAACGCCUUCUAGACGAAUUCGCCCUCGAAGACGCCUCGACCCCAACCGACCGCCUCAGCGACUAUCGGUCCGAACUCCUGCUCACCACUCCCAUCGACUCCGACCCCUCCUCCCACGAAGACCACGACCCCUCCACUCCCGAGGCUCCCGGCGAGAUGCCGGCGGAAUCGCCGCCGCAGUUGGGCGAGUCGCGCGGACCGGAGUCGGGACCGGAGUCGGAACCGGAACCGGAGCCGGAACCGGAGCAAACUCCACUAGUGCCAGAGCAAUCGGAGCCGGAGCCGCUGGAACCGGAGCAAACUCAACCGGAACCGGAGCAAACGGAGCUAGACCAAACUCAACCCGAGCAAUUGGAGCCGGAGCCGCUGGAACCGGAGCAAGCUCAACCGGAAUCGGAGCCGGUGCAGCCGGAACCGGAAUCGGAGCAAACGGAACCGGAGCAACCGGAACCGGAAUCGGAGCAAACGGAACCGGAGCAGCCGGAACCGGAAUCGGAGCAAACGGAACCGGAGCAACCGGAACCGGAACCGGAGCAAACGGAACCGGAGCAACCGGAACCAGAGCAAACUCAACCGGAAUCGGAGCAAACGGAGCUAGAUCAAACUCAGCCGGAGCCGGAGCAAACUCGACCGGAAUCGAAGUCGGAGCUACCGGAACCGGAGCAAACGGAGCUGGAUCAAACUCAACCCGAGCAAUCGGAGCCGGAGUCGCUGGAACCGGAGCAAACUCAACCGGAACCGGAGCAAACGGAGCUAGACCAAACUCAACCCGAGCAAUCGGAGCCGGAGUCGCUGGAACCGGAGCAAACUCAACCGGAAUCGGAGCAAACGGAGCUAGACCAAACUCAACCCGAGCAAUCGGAGCCGGUGCCGCUGGAAUCGGAGCAAACUCAACCGGAAUCGGUGCCGGUGCAGCCGGAACUGGAGCAAACUCCACCUGCACCAGAGCAAGCUCAACCGGAACCGGCACCAGAACAAUCGAUGCCGGAACCAACUCAACCGGCACCUGAACCAACUCAACCGGAACCGGAGCACGCUCAACCGGUGCCUGAACCAGCGCAACCCGAAAUCGAAGGAGCAGCGGUAUCUGAAACUCAACAAACUCAACCGGAACAAAUGGAACACGCUCCGCCGGAACUCGAGCAAAAGGAAACGCAGCCGAAACUAGAGGAUGCAGAAAAAGCGCCGCAGGAUACGGACGCACCCGUGAACGGCGUCUCGGAAAUGCACGGCAGCGACGGGUUUUUUGAAGCGAACGAAUCGUCUGUCGACGCGACAGAGGGGCCCGAAUAUUUUGAGCCAUAUUCGGUGAGCGACGAAGAGUUUGAUAAGAUGCUAUCUGACUCGGAAGCAGACGAAUUUCAUUUGAUCGACUCUGGCUCCGAGUUUGACGAGGCCGAUAUCAAAACAGAUAUGAGCACGGAAAUCAGUGAGAGUUACUUCAAAGAUCCAGACGCGGAGCCGCUGAGUUCUAUGAGCAACGAAGCCUCUACCGAGUCUAGCGCGGUAAUCUCGAUAGACGAAGAUGACAGCGGCUACUGACAUAUACAGUGUACUUAAGAAAACGCGCUACGAGAGGGAAGGGGGUCUGGACGCGAAACGGUGAGAGAUGCAAAAAAAAAAAAA
Schistocerca gregaria is the source of this 3339-nucleotide messenger RNA. RefSeq names its product titin-like. The coding region runs from base 1 to 3255 and encodes 1084 amino acids. The transcript has 2 exons. The record is from RefSeq and is a predicted model, not a curated record. NCBI's taxonomy places the organism in Eukaryota, Metazoa, Arthropoda, Insecta, Orthoptera, Acrididae. Gene Ontology annotation, molecular function: identical protein binding.